CUAUCACUGUCUAGUGAUUUUAACGCUGUCUAUGCUUCAAUGAGAAGGGGGCAGUCUUUCUCCCUGGGUAAAGCGGUGGUUUGAAAAUAUGUUGUUGGCUUUGAUACUCGUGCCCCUCUUCACAACAAACGACUUCAAUUAUGGGAGUCUCAGACUAAAGUAUGUAGCGAACGACAGAGCAGCGGAAGAAUUUAGUGCAAGUCAUCAGGCUCAUUCUUAUUAUACUUCAGUGGCCAGGCUAGACCACUGGGCUUCUUCUCAUCAUAUUUGGUGUGAAGUGGGAAUUCCAACCGGAUGCUUCAGAUUUAUACAUCCGAAUUCAAAUGAAGAAGCACUCCAGUCAACAAGAUGAAGAGCAAACCUGGGAAAAAGCAACACAACAAAACCAAGAGGACUAAACACCAUCGAGACCCCAUCAAAACAGAGUGUGGAACACAGUUAGAUGAUGUUGACUGCAAUAGAGAAGAACCAGACAUUAGCCAAUCACCCUACAUUACUAAAGGGGUAUAUAUCAGCUCCAUCCAAAUCAAAGAGGAACCAACAGACUUUGAACAGCAGGGAAUGGGAGAGGAACCAAACCGUUCUGUUCCUUCCAUCCAGAAGAACCACAUCAAACAUCAAAAUACAUCCAGUACUAUGACCCGGUGUAGCGAGAUAUCAUGGAGUCCUGUGGUGAUGCUAACAAGAUUGUCUAAUGUGGUGGUUAAGACUCUUCUGCGAGACACUAAAGUGUGUUUGGUGAAGGAGGAAAACCCAGACGAGACAGAUGAAGUCUCUACUUCUCAGUUCUUUCCUUGUCCACACUGCACCAUCUCCUUCACUGACUGUUACUUCCUGGAGAACCAUAUCAAGACCAAACACCAGAAGCAGUACCUGGCUUUGUUCAAAAGCCAAGUCUCAACAAGUAAAACCGUGUAUGCCGCCACACACAGCUGUCCCCACUGUAGCUGCAUGUUCCAUACCCCACGACAGCUACACGUCCACAUCCGUCAGGCCCACCCCUCUCCCUCUCUAAGGAAACUCCACCCCUGCCCCUAUUGUGCCCGGAGCUUCCAGUACAUAGGCAGACUGCAUACUCACUGCAAGGUUUGGCACAAAAUGGCUGUUACUUUCAUCGAUGGAUACCUCAGUUGCGCUGACUGUGGAAAGAGCUUCAAGAAUUCCUGGGGACUGGGACCUCACCAGUGUCACAAGCCUGAGGACACUAUGCCUGAGGAUGGCCCUGUCUGUCUGAACAUCGGCAUGCCAUGCUCAGAGUGUGGCAAAAGCUGCUCUAGUCCUCAGAAUCUGCGCAUUCACAUGCGCACACACACCGGCGAAAAGCCUUACGUCUGUAAGGAGUGUGGCAAGAGCUUCUCAGAAGCCAGCAGUCAUUGCAAACACAUGAUGAUACACUCAGGGGUCAAGCCAUUCAAAUGCCAAGACUGCGGAAAGGAUUUUGCCCGGAUGUGGCACCUCCGAGUUCACAUGACCGUUCACUCUGGCGAGAAGCCUUUAUCCUGUCCCAAAUGUGACAGGCGGUUUGCAUACAGUUAUUCUUUGAAGCUUCACCUGCGCACACACUCAGGGGAGAGACCUUUCAAAUGUACUGUGUGUGGUAAAGACUUUGCGGACAAAGGUUAUCUGAAGACGCAUCUGAAGAUCCACAACAAUGAAAGGAACUACCAUUGUGGGGUUUGUGGGCUGAAGUUCAUAAACAUUGCUGCAUUGAAAACCCACCAGCGCACACACACUGGGGAGAGGCCUUUCCAUUGCACAGUGUGUGACAAGACAUUUUUCCGACACGCACACCUGAAGAACCACCAGCGCACUCACACAGGUGAGAAACCAUACACCUGUACUGAGUGCAGCAAAAGCUUCACUCAGUCUGGAGAUCUCACAAAACACAUACGCACCCACACUGGAGAGAAGCCGUAUGAAUGUUCUGUCUGCCACGGCUGCUAUACCUCUUCAGGGGAUCUGGGCAAACACAUGAGGAUCCACAAUAACUCACGGCCAUAUCAAUGCCAGGAGUGUGACAAAAGCUUCCGCAUGGUCGGUCACCUUAAAACUCACAUGAGGACCCACACUGGGGAGAGACCGUACUCCUGCCCCCGCUGCCAUCGUACUUUUGCUCGCGCCCACCACCUCUCUGGUCACCUGCCUAGAUGUUGCUGAAUGAUUUGAUUAUUUAUAUACAGUCAACUCUUUUACUCUUGUUGUAGUUAUUUAAUAAAGAGCAGUGAUGUACAGAAGAUGGUUUUGUUCCUGACUUUGUUGUGUUAAUAACAAUAAAUGGUAAUGUCAAUAAAGGCUGCUAUAUUCUGUGAAAGAUGGCAUGCCUGUUGUGUG
Salmo salar (Atlantic salmon) is the source of this 2331-nucleotide messenger RNA. RefSeq lists its product as uncharacterized. The record is from RefSeq and is a predicted model, not a curated record. Gene Ontology annotation, cellular component: nucleus. Gene Ontology annotation, biological process: regulation of transcription by RNA polymerase II. NCBI's taxonomy places the organism in Eukaryota, Metazoa, Chordata, Actinopteri, Salmoniformes, Salmonidae. Gene Ontology annotation, molecular function: DNA-binding transcription activator activity, RNA polymerase II-specific; RNA polymerase II cis-regulatory region sequence-specific DNA binding.